AUGACAAUUUCAAUUCCAAAUCUCUCACCCACACGUGCGCAAUGGAAGUUAAAUGAUACACUCCUUAAUGACCCUGCACACAUUGCUCAAUUACAGGAAAAUCUAACCAACUACUUCGCAGAGAAUAACGCACUAGCAGUCUCACCCACUCAAAUUUGGGAGGCACACAAAGCCGUACUUAGGGGACACAUUAUAGCUUUGGCCUCUAAACAUAAAAAAGCUAGAGAACAUCAGAUAGUCACUCUCACUGAGGAGAUCAGACAAUUAGAAGCUGCACACAAAAAAUCCAUGUCACUAGAGAACUAUAAACAAUUACUAGAUAAACGAUCCGCACUCCAAUCCCUGCUUAACACGAAAGUUCAAAGAUUCCUCCUUCUCUCCAAACAUAAAUACUACAAUCGAGGCGGAAAAUGUGGACGAUUGUUAGCUAGAGCACUCCAGAAAGAAAAACAACAAACAUACAUCACCCAAAUAAAAUCCUCCAGAGAUACUCCAACCCAUCUUCUACCAGAAAUAUUACAGGAGUUUCACUCUUAUUACUCGUCCCUCUACAACCUCCGACCCCAGCCACCCGACCCAAACGAUGUACACAAAUUUUUGUCAGAGAGACUGAAACAUACAAUCCCACCCAAUGCUAGACAAAUCCUAGAUGAGCCAAUUUAAGACUUAAAGAUUUUUACUAAGAUACUUGCCACACGAUUAAGACCUCACCUGCAGGGAUUAGUCCACCCGGACCAGGCCGGAUUCGUGCCAGGCAGAGAGGCCAAAAAUAAUACAACAAAACUCUUGAAUAUUAUAUACCAUGCUAAUAAACAAACAUCACAAUGUUUGGCCCUCACUAUUGACGCUGAGAAGGCGUUUGACAGGGUGGACUGGUCCCUGAUAUCAGCCACAGUACAAGCCAUGGGAUUUGGUCCAAACUGGCAACUCUCUAAUACAGUACAUAUCUCUAAUGGUACAAGGCAAGGGUGUCCAUUAUCUCCCCUCCUUUUUAUCUUAACAAUGGAGCCUUUCUUGCAAGGCAUUAGAGACAACAUACACAUCCAAGGGAUACAAAUAGCUGGGCAGGAAUACAAAAUUUCCGCUUUUGCUGACGACCUCCUCUUUACUUUGAGAAACCCAGAAACAUCUCUGCCACAUUUAAUGCAAGAAAUAGAUUUUUAUGAACAAGUAUCCAAUUACAAGGUAAACGUCAGCAAAAGUGAGAUACUCCAACUCAAUAUCUCCAAUGAUACUAAGCUCCUGCUCCAACAGAAAUAUCAUUUCCAUUGGCCUCCAUCCUCAGUGAAAUAUCUGGGAGUACAUCUAUCGGCUUCUUUAGAUAAAAUAUGACAUAAACUUUCCCCCAUUACUGGCUACUGUAGCCAACGAUCUCAAAAACUGGGAUAAACCCCACUUUUCAUGGCUUUGUAGAGUCCACAUUUUAAAAAUGGCUAUUCUGCCCAGAUUUCUUUAUCUUUUACAAACAUUGCCCAUAAACAUACCACAUAGCUUUUUUAUGAAGGCUAAACAAAUUUUUACCUCUUAUUUAUGGGCGGGUAAACGCCAUAGAUUACCUUAUCCAACCCUCACGAGACACAAAUCGCAAGGAGGUUUGGGGGUCCCAGAUAUCAAACGCUACAGUAAUGCCAUACUUUUAGCCCGUGUUUAUGACUGGGUAGACCCUCAAAUCCAAAAACAAUGGACACAGAUAGAAACCACAAGUUUCACAACAAACCCCGAAACCAUACCUUGGCACGAUCCCAAUACAAAUAUACUUCGUCCAGGCCAUGAAGACCACCCCACUAUCACUCCCACUUUAAAAGAAUGGCAUCGGCUCAGACAAAAUAAACAUAUCUCCCCCCAUCCAUCUCCACUCUUACCGAUUACGGGGAACCCCAACUUUCCUCCAGGCUUGCAGCCUGAAGCAUUUCGAACCUUUGAAAACCUACAAGGUCACCUACAUUUAAAUGAGGUAAUUAAUGAAAAUGGAAUUCUCCCCCUAACUGCAAUUGUACGCACCCCCACACAUUCUAUCAUGCAAAAAUUUAGAUAUGUACAACUUUCGCACUAUAUCCAGAGGCAGCCAGAUCUGCGGCAGGGAUGUAGACCUUUAACUACAUUUGAGUCUUUAGCCACGUCUAGAACCCUACAAAAGAAACACAUAACCACUUUUUAUAACUUAUUACAAGCACAAGACAACGAGCAAUUACCGACAUACACCAAAACAUGGGAGAACGACUUGGGGAUUACUUUAACCCAGUCAGAAUGGGGUAAAAUAUUCACCAACAUUUUUAAGUCCUCCAUCAAUACUACUUUACAAGAGUGCAACUAUAAACGAAUCUCUAGAUGGCACCUAGCCCCGACCAGAUCUUAUAGAUUUUCCCCCAACACAUCCAGAGUUUGUUGGAGGUGCACGACCGAAAUGGGAACCCCGGGUCAUCUAUGGUGGACGUGCACCAUUAUACAAAACUAUUGGGAAAAAAUAUGCUCCCUCAUCAAUACCAUCACGGGCUAUGAGUUACCCACCUCACCUGAAGCACUUGUUUUUACGCUCUAUCCCUCUCCAGUAAUGAAAUCUACUCGUGUCUUAAUAAAUCACAUGCUCACAGCGGCAAAUAGCUUAAUUCCCACCAAAUGGAAACAGAGUAACCCUCCAACUAUUAGAGAAUGGUUAGCAAAGGUAGAGGCCAUACGACAAAUGGAAGAACUCUCCCACUCCUUAAAUGGCACAUAUGAUAAAUACGUUCAUGCAUGGUCACCAUGGGAUACAUUUAUCAAAGAUUACAAACCCGACAAUAUGUCCACACCUACAUAGAGAACAGGCCUUCUAGACAUAACGCUAGACGAGAUUAGGGGGUACUUAACCAAGUUCUGUCUUCUCCUACUCAUCGCCAUUCAAUAAUCACUAAUACUAUAAAAUGGUUUCAAACUAACUUCUAAUUAUAGAAAGGAGUGAAGCUGUAUUAUGUUGCUUUCCUGCAAUACCAGGAUGGACUUUAUUGUUAUGCACCACGGACAUUCAUUUGCCAUAUCAUAUAUUUAGAUCCAGCAAUCUACAACUAACAAUGUAUGUCUAUACUUUAAAGUAAGUGCCAUGUAACUAAUAUUCUACUGAUUGUAAGGUUUAAACUCCAAAUUUCGGCAGUAUAUUGUAUCAGCCUCACUGAGUUUCGAAGCUAUCUUUUACUCUUGAAAUAUUAUCCUUCUCAUUAUGAUGAUACAGAAAUUGUUUAUUACACCAUGUUCAUUGUACAAUGUUGUUUGUACCGAAAAUGUCACAUUUACAUUCCUCUGUCACCGAUACGCUGGUACUGUAACAUUUCAUUUGUUGGAAUUUUCAUUGUGAAACAAUAAAAAAAAAAAAAAAAAAAGUAUAAUUCUAAAAAUUGUGAAAAAUAGUAAUUUUUCUGGCCAGCAGAUAAUUGAGUUUACUAUGUUGCUGAAACUCAAUUAUCUGGCCUGGCCCAGAGGAGGAGCUUGUACUAUAUAAAUUGAAUGCCUGUUGCUUCGAAUAAAUCAGUCUUGUUCCAGCAUUAAGCUUUGGCUCAUGUGUGGAUUAUUUUGGCGAUACCAGCGUUAUUUUGCUCUGUGGAUUAUUGGCGUUUUUCGGCUAUUGGGAAAAGGGAAUACUUGACGGAGAUAUUGAUUACUACCGUCACAACUGGUUGGCAGCGGCGGGAUCUUACUUUUUCCUGCACCAACAACCCAAGCAAGGCACUGGGGACAGUUACUGGAAGGCUGGUACACGCAGCUUAAACGCAACACUUUAAAGGAACUGUUGGAGGUCCGUGGAAAGAGUGCCAGCAACAAAGCCAAGCGGGUCAUCAUUGCUGAAUUAAUGAUGCUAGACCGGGAGAACAUGGCUGCGGCAACGCCAACCAUAAGGCUGGCGGAAACCCAGCGAACCGCG
This is a messenger RNA of Pelobates cultripes (western spadefoot toad), 3892 nucleotides long. The record is from the annotation of a GenBank genome assembly. NCBI's taxonomy places the organism in Eukaryota, Metazoa, Chordata, Amphibia, Anura, Pelobatidae.